AUCGGCUUAACCUUAAGCUCUUUCAUCGGCUAGUACCUGUACAAGAAUGAAUGAACUUGCCGACGUACAUCGUUCCUAGUUUGACGACGGCAGUAAAAGCUGCCAAUCGGUUCUUCUCGGUCACCUACCUGUCCUGCUCUAUCCGUAUAUCCCGUUCCCGAUCCCGACAAGCCUCCACAUUUUUCCUGCCUGCUUUAUCCCAGAUGAAAGGAAUACCAUGAUUCAAAUUCAAAUUCAAUAGGGAAGUAAGUCUGAGAAACUGAAACAAGAUAGAGUUCUUAGAUAGAGAACCUGGACCUCUAGUCGCUUCUUCUUCUUCUUCUUCUUCUUCUUCUUCUUCUUCUUCUUCUUCUUCUUCUUAAAGUAACGGUCAAGCAGAAGCAACCCUCCCGCAUAAGAUGUCCCAACAAAGUGUGACCAACCUGUCCCAAGCGGCAACGACGUUGUACAAGCCUCCGAAAAAAGUGGGCGGAAUCUCCCAGUUCCACAAGGGCGUUGCGGUAUUUCAUUUCCCAAAAAUUUUGUCUGUCUAAUCAAUUAUGACCUCUAUUAUACCUGUAGUUCCACUCCUCAGGGCAAGCAUUCUGCAACUUUAUUAUCACGACCAUCACAACCAGGGCAAGCAUGCUACUUUGUUGACGGUGACUGACUCUCAUAUCGAUGCUCUGCGUGAUACGCAGGAGGAGAAAAAAGCGGCGAUGCUAAGAGCCCAGCCUUUGGGUGCGAAGGAAUUCCACUACCAGACGAUGGAAAAGAAGAGGGCGGUACUAGUUGUUGUACUCCGAAAAGUAUAUAUUUAUAAGUCAAGAAAGGACGAUUAUACUUUGAAAUUAUUUGAUCGCAAUUGGAACGAAUAUCUUUCUAGAUGUCGGUGUACCGAAUUCGAAUUGGAAAGUACAACUAACAACCUAGCUGUACUGUAUAACUUGUAGACAUACACAUAAUAGUACUACGCACAAGGUUGCACAAUUGAGCACUAAAUCCCACUAACAAAGGACCGUUCCAGUUACGGCUGUGACGACUUGCCUCCGAAGCCGUUGGGUUCUAUUCCUGGCUACUCUGGCUGCGUUCCACGUCGCGAAGCACUGAAUGUGCACGGUGGAACUCACCGAGCUGACAGUGUCAUUUAUGAUGAAGUACGUAGUAUAGAAAAUUUGAAGUACGUAGUAUAGAAAACGAGGAUCAUGCUCUGCUGGUCAUAUUUAUUACUAUUUUUGCAAACCAACAACAACAUGUUCAUUUAGAUAUACUUACCUGUAGUACGUUUUUGAAUGUAUAAUGCUUUGCGAUAAGAAUAGCAAUCCUCGACGGCGCCUAGCACGCUCCUGAUGAGUCUGCUUGCCUAACUAUGCGAUAAGUCUUCUAGUCAUGCUGCAGUCUUCUCUUCUAACGACCGGCCGUAUCGAUCUUCGCUGCAGAGCAGGAACGCAACAGGACCAUGGCCUCCAACAUCCUACCACCAGCCAAGGAUCUGAAGACUCCUGAUACACUCAGAUUGCAAUGAUUCUCAGUUUACUAGUGGAGGGGGAGACUAGUAGUGCAAUGAACAUCUUCAAUUAUCCAGGAGGAGAAACAGAGAAGCUCGCAGAACACAGAGGAGAUUCAGGGAAGUCGUAGGUCCAAUCCGAAUCGACUAGCAUCAUCAUCAGAAAAAGAGAAGCAGUAGCAGACCCCUCCGCAGGAUACUGAAUGAACAGAUGGAGUAAGUCAGGCUAAGUAACUGAGCAGAUAAAGAGAGAAUUUUUUGUGUAAAAAUGACAUUCGUGAAUGAUUGGGAGGAUGAAGUCGUAGUUUAUCGAUGAUUGUACAAUACAUAAAUUGAGGUUCUUGAUCUUGUUGAAGAUAAGCGACGAUUGAAAGGCAGAAGAAAUUGUCAGUCUUGUAUAUAUGCACAGUCCGUUAUAGGAGCGUCGAGUAAGAGCAAUGUAGUUGGCUCCACAUAAUUCGAUCGAAAAUUGAACAAUAUAUACACGUAACGUAGUUCCUAUCAUCUAAAAGUCUAAUCUGUCUAAUUCUUACACGAAAAUCCAUGCAGUACUAUUACCAAUGAAUAAGAAAAUCAGAAUCACGAAGAACGUAUGCAGCGAACAACAAAGUAAAAGGAUUGAAACCUUUUCAGCACGAACAAAAAUGUGACAAGUAUUAUAGAUAAUUUGGGCUAAAGUGAGUAACAAGAAUUUAUUCUCAGGCAUAAUGGAGAAGAUCUAUCAUACAUCAGUUGAUAAAGACUUUGAUUUUAAGAACCACAGGUUCUUGUUCACGACUGCCAAAUUUUAGAACAUGUUGCUCCCACCCAGACGCGAGAAGGAAAAAGAGGAAGUCUA
Molecule: messenger RNA, 2324 nt
Organism: Amoebophrya sp. A25
Lineage: Eukaryota; Dinophyceae; Syndiniales; Amoebophryaceae
Source: the annotation of a GenBank genome assembly